AUCCGUUCACCUAUAUCAUUUUUGUACUUGAUGGGCUUGCACAAUCCGCUUCCUUCGUCUCUUAAGAGUGAAUGCAAAAAAGCCGGCAAAAUUCUCGCCAGUUUUGUGGAUCCUAGACAAACGUUUGGGCCUCAAGAGGUUAUCCCGCCUUCCGUCCUUUCUCGUGCGAAAGGUUUGGUCGUCAUGACCGUACUGAAGGCGGGUUUUAUGUUUUCUGGUAGAAUUGGCUCCGGUUUGAUUGUCGCUCGCUUGGACGACGGAACUUGGUCGGCUCCUUCAGCUGUAUGCACAGCAGGAAUGGGCUUUGGUGCUCAAAUUGGCUCGGAAUUAACCGACUUCGUUAUUAUCCUCAAUUCGAAACAGGCCGUACAAACUUUUGCCCGUGUAGGCAGCAUCACACUCGGUGGUAAUCUGUCUGUAGCCGCUGGACCCCUCGGUAGGAAUGCUGAGGCUGGUGGCAGUGCUAGUGCUGGAGGUGUCGCACCCAUCUUCUCAUACAGCAAAACAAAAGGUCUUUUUGCCGGUGUGUCACUCGAGGGUUCUGUGUUGAUUGAGCGUCGAGACGCCAACAAGCGUCUUUAUCGCGGCGAUGUUACAGCGAAAAGCUUAUUGAACGGUCAAGUUCCUCAGCCAGCUGCUGCUGAUCCUCUUUAUCGUGUACUUAAUUCCCGCGUGUUCAACAGAGACUCCAUUAUCGGUGACGAUAUUUACAACGACAUACCCGUCUACGACGACACCGGGUCUGAUGAUCUUUGGGACAGUAGACCCAACAAUGGUAGUCGCACUUCUCAGCGACAAUCGCAUUAUACGCGAGACGAGUUGGAUGAUUAUGACAACCGAAACACCGGCCGCAGUGAUCUGACUUACUCGCGACGAAAUCGCUAUGAUAACGAUGUUGAUGAAGAUUAUGGUUUCGACGGCCCUUCAGCCAAGUCUCGUACGUUUGGUGAUUCUGCGACAGACAGCCUCAAGGGCAACAAGUCUUCAAUCGGAAGGUCCAAGUCAAUGUUUCAGUCCAAUUACCGGGACGCACCCGAUGAGGGGAGUAGCGACGAAGACGAUGCGUAUGAGGGACGCUAUGCCGCGCAUCGCUCAAACAGUGUUCGGGUGUCUGCACGUCCCGCUCGACCUUCCGCUCCAAAGCCUACGUUUGAUACAAAGCCAUUGGGCCCUAACCAAGUGAGAGCUGUCUUCCCCUUUUCAGGCGAGCAAGCUGGCGAUCUUACAUUCCAAAAAGGCGACAUUAUUGAUGUCGUUCAAAGAACAGAAUCCACGGAUGAUUGGUGGACGGGACGCAUUGGAACAAGACAGGGCAUUUUCCCGGCUAAUUACGUGAAGUUUGAUUAAGACUUUGCGUUUAUGUUUUCACGUUUCGUUUGCUUAACGUCUCUUCGUUGGACCUCUCCUUGCCUCUGAUUUUUCGGGUCCGCAUGUUGUGUAAAGUAUAAAGUCGUUUUUGGUCGAUGGUCAAAUUCGGCAAGCUUCAGUGUAUUGUUUCACUGAUUUUGUUCUCUGCUUCUUAAAAAUUGUUAAUUUCCUGCUGUUCGCAGAAUCUGUUAAGACAGUAAAAAGGACCGGUCAUUUGACCGGUACAACAUCAAUAGGUUUUAAUAAAAAAUCGAUGUUUAAGCAA
Molecule: messenger RNA, 1633 nt
Organism: Schizosaccharomyces japonicus yFS275
Lineage: Eukaryota; Fungi; Ascomycota; Schizosaccharomycetes; Schizosaccharomycetales; Schizosaccharomycetaceae
Product: actin cortical patch component Lsb4
Exons: 3
Coding region: 31-1347 (438 amino acids)
Biological process (GO): actin cortical patch localization
Source: RefSeq, a predicted model, not a curated record